AUCCGAACUGGUUCCCACCCCUGGGGCUCUGCUUCUGCCUGUGACUGGCUUGCUCUGGGUGCCAGUCGCUAAGCCACCCGCUGCUGAUUGGCCCUCUUGGCGCUGCUCUGCGCGGCGCAAGCUCCACCCCCGUCGGGUGUUUGUGGUGGGGCUGCGGUGUCGCUGAUCCCGCCGGAAGCGCCAGGACAAUGGGGACCCGGGACGACGAGUUCGACUACCUAUUCAAAGUGGUGCUCAUUGGGGACUCGGGCGUGGGAAAGAGCAACCUGCUGUCCCGAUUCACACGCAACGAGUUCAACCUGGAGAGCAAGAGCACCAUCGGAGUGGAGUUCGCCACCCGCAGCAUCCAGGUGGACAGCAAGACCAUCAAGGCGCAGAUCUGGGACACCGCCGGCCAGGAGCGCUACCGCGCCAUCACCUCUGCGUACUACCGUGGCGCUGUGGGCGCGCUGCUGGUGUAUGACAUCGCCAAGCACCUUACGUACGAGAACGUGGAGCGCUGGCUGAAGGAGCUGAGGGACCACGCCGACAGCAACAUUGUCAUCAUGCUGGUGGGCAACAAGAGCGACCUGCGCCACCUCCGGGCCGUGCCCACAGACGAGGCCCGCGCCUUUGCGGAAAAGAACAACUUGUCAUUCAUUGAGACCUCGGCCUUGGACUCCACCAACGUAGAGGGAGCUUUCAAGAACAUCCUCACAGAGAUCUACCGCAUCGUGUCACAGAAGCAGAUCGCCGACCACGCAGCCCACGACGAGUCCCCCGGCAACAACGUGGUGGACAUCAGUGUGCCGCCCACCAGCGAUGCGCAGCGGCCCAGCAAGCUGCAGUGCUGCCAGAGCCUGUGAGCGCGCGCCCCGCCGUCCGCGCGCCCCUCCAGGCCCAGGUGCUCUGCCCCUCCGCGACAGGCCCUGCUCCCUGUCAGGCCAGCUGCUUGGCAGGGCCCAGGAAGAGCGGAGUGGGGCGGACCCUGCUGUCCCGCCAGGGAGCUAGAAGCCCCGCGUGCACGUCAGCGGGGAGAGCGGCGGACAGGCAGGGCCGCCCAGGGUCCAGGAGGCUGGGGCGCCGAGCAGGCCCCUCCAGUUUGCUGCUGCAGACCCCAGGGAGCGAGCGAUCGCCUCCUCUCUGCCUGGUCGGUUGGCCCCAGUGGUCCCCACUCCCUACCCGCAGCCCUCCCGCAGGCUGCAGGCUAAAGACACGGCUCAGCCCCGGCAGGUGGACACUUUGGGCUGGGCGCCCACCCCCAACGCACAGCCAGCACCGCGACCUCUGAGGAGCAAAUGGCUUCAGCUCCUGCCUGUAGAUUUCUGCGGGGAGAAGAGCCCUCCCUCCCCACUCCUUCUGCACGUGGCGCACUCUCACCCCCCGCCCUGCCCUCUGUCUUGUCCCCCUCAUCUGGUCAGGAACCUGUUUGCAAGUGAAGCAAUAUCUCCAUGUUUUGUAUAUACAACUGCUCCUGUAGCCUUUGGUUUUUUGUUACCGUAGAGAGACACAGAUUCUUUAUACACUUUGUAAGAUUUACGCCAAACCCCAGCUCUCGAUCUCUUAUUUGCCCUGCACCGUUGCCCUGAUGCCCCUGUUCUCUCGCCGGUUACUAAAAUGCAUAAUCCGACUUCCUGUACAGAAA
Molecule: messenger RNA, 1624 nt
Organism: Manis javanica (Malayan pangolin)
Lineage: Eukaryota; Metazoa; Chordata; Mammalia; Pholidota; Manidae
Source: RefSeq, a predicted model, not a curated record